Messenger RNA from Aspergillus caelatus, 1768 nucleotides. RefSeq names its product TLC domain-containing protein. NCBI's taxonomy places the organism in Eukaryota, Fungi, Ascomycota, Eurotiomycetes, Eurotiales, Aspergillaceae. Gene Ontology annotation, cellular component: endoplasmic reticulum; membrane. Gene Ontology annotation, biological process: lipid homeostasis. The transcript is spliced from 2 exons. The record is from RefSeq and is a predicted model, not a curated record. The coding region runs from base 378 to 1544 and encodes 388 amino acids.
AGCCUCCCCAACGGUUUCGUCCCAACUGGCAGCCCCACGAAUCAGGCAUCCGCAAGGCACGCGAGCAACCGCGGCAUUUCAUUAGUUUAUCCAUCACUACAGAUGCAUAAAUGACCUUCUCCUCACCUCAGCUCGAGACCAUGGCUGGCCUGGGGUCUCUCUAGACACCGCCGUUUGAAGAAUACCCCCCUGAUUCACUUCGACUUUUCUCUCUCCGUCUAAUCCAGUAUUUCAGCUCACGGCUGUUAUACUGGAGCCCCUCAAGCUCAUCCAACUCUCUCCGACAUACACUACAUCAUCUACCGACUAGGCACCGAUAAUAACCCUACCCUCCAACUGCUCUCACUCCCCUCGUCGCCAACGCCGCCAACGCCGGCAUGUUGGACCCCUUCCCCCCUCCACCAGCAUGGCUCCGAGACCGCGUCGAGCCCUGGGCCCUUUAUCUCAACGUCCCCGCCCUCUCAGACCACAUCCAUGAAGUCAUCAUCGCUUUCGCCGGCUACCAGUUCAUCCACUCCUUCCUCUCGCCAUGGCUCUCCCCUAUCCUGUUCCCCCGCCACUAUCCACAGCUGAACAAACGCACCAAGCUCAAUUGGGACGUCCAUGUCGUCUCCCUCGUCCAGAGCGUGCUCAUCAACGCCCUCGCCCUGUACAUCAUGUUCUUCGACAAAGAACGCAAGAACAUGGAUACCGGAGAGCGUAUCUACGGAUACACGGGCAUGUGCGGACUCCUCGAGGCCCUGGCAGAGGGAUACUUCGUCUACGAUAUUAUAGUCAGCACGAUGCAUAUUAGAAUGUUUGGCGUAGGCAUGUUAUUCCAUGCUAUUAGUGCCUUGUGGGUGUUUAGUUUUGGGUUUAGACCCUUCGUAAACUUCUACUCUCCAACAUUCAUCCUCUACGAACUCUCCUCCCCAUUCCUCAACAUCCACUGGUUCCUGGAUAAACUAAACCUAACCGGCUCCAAACUCCAAUGGUACAACGGCAUGCUGCUCCUCUCCGUCUUCUUCUCCUGCCGCCUCGUCUGGGGAACCUGGCAAUCCAUCCACGUUUAUAAAGACAUGUGGUUCGCCCUAACCCAGACCUGGUCUCUAUCUCCCCUUGCGGGAGGAUCCUCCGUGGGCCUGGACAGCGCCAUUAACAGCGCCGUCUUCGGACACAGGGCCAAGCUUGCAGAACAGUGCGUCGAUGAGGUCUGUAAGAGGGCGAAUGGGGAGGUGUUCAAGUAUGCCGGGUUCACAGCGGGGGGUGUCCCGACGUGGCUUGUGGGGACUUAUGUUGCGGCGAAUGUGGUGUUGAAUUCGUUGAAUUAUUAUUGGUUUUCGAAGAUGGUGGAGACGGUGUUGAAGAGGUUCAGGGGGCCGAAGGAGGGUGGCGCGAAGAAGAAUGGGGACGGGGAGAAAAAGGAGGAGGCGGUUGAGGAGGUUGUUGAGAAGGUUGUGCUUGAGGCUGCUGCUUCGCUUGAGGAGGAAGAGGGGAGUCCGUUUCUUGGGGAGGGGGUUGCGAAUGAUGUUGAUGUUCGGGGUGAUGUGAGGAGAAGGAGGUAGUGCUGAGUUAGGGUUUGGGUGCGGGGAGAUGUUGUAGAGGGUAGAUAAAUGGGGGUUGCGCAUUAUGGAUCGGUACUUGGUAUAUGGUUAUUUGUAUUCAUCCGUUCGGGCUGGGGGCUUGAAGGUUGUUUAUUUACAUCGAACUUAUGUUGCUUUCUGAUCAGAUAUAAAGAGUUUCAUUAAAUUCAUCUUACUAUAUCCAAGUAUAUAGUAGAUUCAUUGAA